AUGUCAUUCCGAUCCAUGAAUUCACCAUCAGAGAUCGUGUGGUGGAUCGGAGACCAGCCAGUAUUCGCAAGCAAGCAUUCUCCCACAGCAUCACCAAACAGUAGCAACUACUCAGGCAUGAAUGAAAGUGUGAUAGUAGUCCCAGCUCGAGGAACCAAGACCCCAACGACCCGAGCAAAGAUGCCGGGUAUCUCUAGCUGUUCUUCGCCAGAAAUCCUAUCGAAGAUCGAGAACGCGUCGCCAGAUACUGCCAAACGGGUAGCGGUGCAGCUCUAUGGGAGAUUGAAGAGCCAUGGGCUGCGGGAAGAGGCUCGUGAUGCGGUCCUGAGAGAAGAUAGAGGAGGAGAAGGAUUGAAAGGAGAUGAUGAGGAGAAAGAAGAAGAGAGGAAAAAGAUAGAAGAGCUGUUGGGGAUGGAAUAUCUUUUGAAAGACGGUUUUGUUAGUUAUCUUCGAGAUAUGGUGCGAAUUACACCACCUAUUCCUCAACAGGUGGUUCGUUUUUCAGGCAUAAAAUACUCAAGAAAGUUCGAAAUUUCGAGCGACGGAUACGCAACAUUUGGCAACAAGCUAUUGGGAUGUUUCUUCGCGCCACUUCGGAGUCUUUUCCGUAGAAAGAAUACAACGGAGUUGCAAAUUCUCAAAGGCGUGGAUGGAUAUGUCAUGCCGGGGUCCAUCACCCUUCUCCUCGGUCCUCCAGGCGCGAAGAGCAGCCUUCUAGAGACAAUUGCUGGGAAGGUAAGAAGCGGGAAAAGUUCGGUGAUGGAAGGUGAUGUAACGUACAACGAUAAGAGCGCGUCGGACAUACGUCUCAGUAGACUCAUUGCUUACGUCAGCGGCCAGCUUAACAAGCACAUUCCUCUGUUAUCAGUCCGAGAAACGCUUGAAUUUGCAAGGGAUUGCACGCAAGGGCUGCGCCCCGAGAACUUCACACCCCAGAUGAGGAAGUUCUUUGCCCAUGCACUGGUGGAGGGACAAGAUCCAUUCCUUGAGUAUGUACUCCAAAUCUUGGGCCUCAAGGGGGUAGAACACGAGCUUGCAGGUGAAGCCAUCUCGGACACCGAUCGCCAGAAGCUGACCACGGCCGAGUUGGCGCUUGGUACGUAUUCCAUCAUGCUUUACGACCAGCCAUUUUCGGGAUCAGACCCAGCAGCUACCUACGACUUAGUGGACACCAUCCGGACCAUCAGCAGGAUCCAACAGUCAUCGGCCGUCAUGUCCCUCACGCAGCUCUCACAGGAAGUGUUCGAUCUUUUCGAUCGGAUCAUACUCCUCGGGGAUGGACAUGUGUUGUUUCAAGGGCCCCGCCAGGAUGCUAUUCCCUACUUUGCCAACCUCGGGUAUCUAAAGCCAUCACAUGUAGAAUCCGGCGAGUUCCUCGAAGACAUCGUGGCCGGAGAAGGAUCGCAGUAUCUGGCACAAGGAGCUAACCCCUUGAGCCUUGACGAGCUCGCCGAGUGCUACAAAUCAUCAGAUCACCACUUAGAUGUUAUGAGGAUUGUCAAGGGAGAGGAUGUAACGCACACGUACUGGAUAGAGAGUGAGCCUGGCCUCGGCUUGUCACUGAAGACUCCGUCCAAAUAUGAUUCUUCAAUCAGCCCCGAACCACGGCGUGAGAUGGAACUGGUGGUUGCUAAGCUUUCUAGCAAAGUAGGGCACUCAGGAGGGAUUGAGAGUACAGGAAGAGUUCAGGUGGGUGAUCUAGUGACUGGAAUAUCCAUAAAUAAUGAAGAACUACGGUAUCUUGCAGUCGGAUCAAAGAGAACCAGACAUGAGCGUGUGUUUCAAGUGUACUCCAUGCUAAGGGGUGCCCGUGGACAUGUCCGUCUUCAAGUCGAACGCUACAAAGAAGAGGAGGACGAGUAUCAAUCUCAAUGGAACCAAUUCCAGAGGCCCUUUGUCCAAACAUGGUGGAAGUCUACCAAAACUCUCAUCCGCAGGCAACUAAAAAUCACCAAACGACUUCACAUGUUAAUCAAGCUAAGGCUGUUCCAGGCCAUCAUUUUGGGUGUAUUCGCGGGCACGUUGUUCUACAAGCUUGGAGGCCAAUACAAGCAGCAGAGCAUGAACUCAGUCCGUGCCCUUGGCUUUGUAUCCACCAUGAGCAUAAUGCUGAUAAACUUAGUCCAGCUUCCUCUCUACAUGCUCCAAAGGCCUAUUUUCUACAAGCACAGGUCACAGAGGUUCUUCAGAGCUUCCUCAUACACAGUUGCUCAUUGUGUAGUCAAUCUCCCGCAGACAUUCAUAGAAGCAUUGGCAUAUACUGUGUGCAUUUAUUUUCCAGUGGGACUGUCUUUGGAAGGAAACGGACUGCUCUUCUUCUACUAUCUGAUUUUGUUAUUUUUGGUUGCCUACUUUGGUUCCUCAGUCUUCUUCUUCCUCGGUGCGAUUUCAUCCAUUCCAGAAGUAGGAAAUGCUUUGGCAGGCCUCAUUGUCUCCAUCUUCCUGCUCUUCAGUGGCUUUGUAAUCUACCCAUCUAACAUCCCUCUCUACUGGAAAUGGCUCGUGUAUGUGAACCCGAUUCACUGGGCCAAUGUCUCCUUCUGUGACCUCCAGUUCUCCAAAGGCUACACUGACCCCUGCUCGAAAUACCUCAACCAAAUGCCAUUCUGUGACCAGUUUCCAACAAUGACAGUUGGAAAAGCCUACUUGGCCUUCAACGAACUAUCUGAUGACUCUGGAAAGCCAUGGCUUCCUUAUGUCAUUUUAUUGGGGUGGACAGCCAUCACCAUCUUGUCAGCAUUGGUGGCUCUGAAGAAGAUAGAAUUCACAGGGACAAGCUCAUCGUUGCCACAGCUGAAGAAGACACCAGUUAUAAGCAAUUACAGGGAGGAUACUGAAAAUGGGUGGUGUUCAUCCGAUGGUUAUGAUGAGUUUCCAGACAAAUCCAGCAUUUCCAAGCAUGCCAGGCCACGGACACCCAUGUCAGGUCCCAGUGUGGUGGAGGAUGUUGGAGGGGUUGGAAAUUGGAUUGAGGAGUUUCGAUUAGAUAUGGAGUGGGGCCGGCUAGGCCUGCCAGUUGUGCCAGUGACACUCUUGUUCCUGGAUAUUUCAUUCACUAGGUAUGAUGCCAGACUGAAAGAAAGAGUUCAAGUUUUCAACAGUAUCACUGGCUAUGCUAAACCUGGAACCAUGCUAGCCUUAUUAGGUGGCUCCAAAGCAAGUAAGACCACUCUCCUCAAAUGCCUCUCUGGCAGAGUCCCUCCAGAUGGCAGCCUUAAUGGCGAGGUCCAAGCCAAUGGCUACAACCUGUCUAAUGCCUUUUCUAGAGUUGUUGGCUAUGUUGAGAAGCUAGACGCCCACCAGCCUUACCUUUCUGUGCGCGAGUCCCUCCUUUUCAGUGCUGGCCUCCGGCUUGACCGAACAAUCAGCUCCAUGAGCCGCCACAUCCAUGUCGAGCUAAUCCUCGACCAACUCGGCUUGAAGCUUUAUGCUAACCAACUUGUUGGGUCCCUCCGUGAUGCCACCGGAAAAACCUUCGAGAUAGCGAAGAAGAUCACCAUUGCUGUUGAGCUUGCUGCAAACCCAAGUGUCCUCUUUCUUGAAGAACCAAUCUCUGGCCUUGAUGCUGCUGGAAUUUCAAAUAUACUCAGAAUUCUCUCACAUGUGUCAGCUUCUGGCCGCAUCAUAGUUGCGACCCUCACCCAUCCUAAUGCACGCGCACUCUCCUUCUUUCAUCAAGCUCUAAUCCUAACACAAGAUAGCCGCCAAGGGUAUUUUGGUCCAAUAGGAUUUAACUGCAACGAAUUGCUGAUCUACUUCACUUCAAUCCCAAAGGUUCCUCAAUAUUUCCAGACACAGAGCCCAAUUACCUUUGCCAUGGGGGCUCUAGGAUUAGGGAUCAAAAGGAGAGGCACUCCUUUGGCUGAUUUCGCUGAGAUAUACCAAAGUAGCUCCUUGUGUGGGACAAACAGGAAGGAGAUUAGCAGUAUAAAGAGGUUGAACAAGCAAUGGAAAUUGAGGACUGUAAAUUCCACAUACCCAACACCAUAUAUAAGGCAAGCAGGGCUGGUGCUACUAAGGACGCAGAGAUUCUUAUGGAGGAAUGUACAAUAUACAUAUGGUCGCCUUAUUGGGUGUGUGAUGAUCGGUCUCCUAAUGGGUUCUCUGUAUUUUCAAAUUGAAUACAGAGAUAUAUAUGGUGUGACUUCACGUACACUGUACAUAUACAUGCAAAUUAUACUCAUUGGCGUGAUCUCAGCAAAUAAUGUUAUUCCCCAGAUUGGCACAGACAGGUUGGUCUAUUUUCGAGAGAGAAGGGCAGGAAUGUACCUGCCAAUCUUUUACCCUGUGUCAUGGGCGGUUGGAGAGAUACCGUAUUUUCUUAUUGCAACACUUGCGGUGGUAGGGAUUGGGAAUGGAAUGGCAGGGAUUGCGACAGGUACAGCCUCAGAGUUCCUAGUGUACUGGUUGACACUCUUUGUGUUCACAGUUUGUGUGACAUAUUUCGGGAUGAUGCUGACAUUCCUAGCGCCGGUGCCAACCUUGGCAGCAUUUGCCACAUCAAUCGUGACAUCGAUAUGGGUGUCAGCUUCUGGUGUGGUCGUUGUGUUCUCUGAUAUAAAGUUCUACAAGUGGGUCUAUUGGAGUAACCCAUUUCAAUUCGCGAUGAAUGCACUGACAUCAAUCAGUUUCUUUUGCGAAACAAAGAAAUGCGGAUUGGAUUGCAGGUGCCCACGGUUGCCAGAUGGUUCAUACGUGUGGGACAGGUUGGCAAGCACGAGGGCUCUAAGCAAAGGGAGGAUCGACUUAGACAUGGCAACACUUGCAGGGAUGUGUGUGUUGUUUGCAGGCCUCGCAUUUCUUUUCUUCGUACUCUUGAAGCACAACUCACCCCCUCUGAGGUAG
Molecule: messenger RNA, 4845 nt
Organism: Magnolia sinica
Lineage: Eukaryota; Viridiplantae; Streptophyta; Magnoliopsida; Magnoliales; Magnoliaceae
Product: ABC transporter G family member 43-like
Exons: 11
Coding region: 1-4845 (1614 amino acids)
Cellular component (GO): membrane
Molecular function (GO): ABC-type transporter activity; ATP binding; ATP hydrolysis activity
Source: RefSeq, a predicted model, not a curated record